AUGCACGUUGGCGGCGCAGCGGUGGUGGGUGGAGGGUGCCGUGUGGGCGACGUCGCGCAAUUGGCUCGGCGGGCGACGCGUGCACGCCGCCGGACGCGAAGCGCUCCACAACGGACGGCUGGCCAUCGACUCCCCGCAUCGCAGCAGCAGACGACGACGACGACGACGGCGACCCUCGAGACUCGAAGCGCGACCGACUGCGACCGACUGACUGCGACCGACUGCGCCCGACUGCGACCGGCUGCGACACGACUGCGCUUCUUCGCCGGCGGCAGCCACUCGGCCUCCCUCUGCCCACCACCCACCGUCGCCCACCACCCACCGUCGCCCACCACCGUCGCCCACCACCGUCGCCCACCACCGUCGCCCACCACCGUCGCCCACCGCCUCGCCCAUGCGCACCAGCUAGCACAGACUGCACACCCGGCACACCCGGCACACCCGGCACCGCACCGCACGCCCGCAAUGCAGCAGGUCGCCCGCUCGUUUCCCGACCCGCAGCCCGUGUACCAGCAGUCGCCCGCCCACGCGCCCGCGCCCUCGCCCUCGCACUCGCACUCGGCCCUCAUGGCCGCCCCCGGCUUCAACCGCUCCUUCUCCGACGCCAGCGGGUACGCGCAGCAGCCACACGCGCAGCCACACGCGCAGCCACACGCGCAGCCACACGCACACGCCCACGCCCACGCCCAGGCGCAAGCACACGCCCACGCACACACACACGCCCACGCCCACGCCAUGGACAAGCCGCAGAUCUACACGGCCGUCUACUCGGGCGUCUCCGUCUACGAGAUGGAGGUCAACCGCGUCGCCGUCAUGCGCCGCCGCUCCGACGGCUGGCUCAAUGCCACGCAGAUCCUCAAGGUCGCCGGCGUCGACAAGGGCAAGCGCACAAAGGUGCUCGAGAAGGAGAUCCUCACCGGCGAGCACGAAAAGGUCCAGGGCGGCUACGGCAAGUACCAGGGCACCUGGAUCAACUACCGCCGCGGCCGCGAGUUCUGCCGCCAGUACGGCGUCGAGGACCUCCUGCGCCCGCUGCUCGACUACGACAUCAGCGCAGAGGGCACCCAGGGCCACGGCCUUGACACCCCGACCAAGGAGCAGGCCAUGGCCGCCAACCGCAAGCGCUUCUACACCCAGACCAUCGACGCCCGUCAGCCCAGCCAGAGCCUCGGCGGCACCUUCUUCUCCAACAUCUCCUCCACCGCCACCAGCGCCCUGGCCGCCAUGAACAAGGUCGCCCGCCUCCACUCCCCGGCCCCGCCCCGCCCCGCCAGCGCCUCGCAGCCCCGCCGCUCCACCACCCGCCCCUCGCAGCCCCCGCCCCUCCCCAGCCAGGACUCGUUCCGCACCAGCAGCCAGCACAGCAUCCACAGCCUGGCCUCGGACCGCAGCUUCAGCGCCCACAACACCCACCCCCACCACAGCAACAACACCCACAACACCCACAACACCCACACCGACUCGGCCUACGCCACCGGCGCCGAUGACACCCAAGAGCCCCCCAGCAAGCGCCUGCGCGACGACUCCUUCUCGCAGCACCGCCCAAACGCCGCCGACGACCUGCUGCACGACCACGGCUCGCCCACCGAGCCCAGCGACUCCUUCUACCAGCACCAGACCGGCCACCACAUCAGCCUCCCGGACGGCCAGGUCCCCAGCGCCCUGCCGCCCCUGCCCUUCCCCGACACCAAGCUCAACGAGGAGAAGCAGGCCAUGCUGACCGACCUCUUCGCCGACCAGACCCGCACAGACUUCACCAACCACCCCGCCAUACUGCACCUCUCCGGCGCAGACCUCGACAUGCCCAUCGACAACAGCUCCAACACGGCCCUGCACUGGGCCGCCACCCUGGCCCGCGUCUCCCUCAUGCGCCUGCUCGUCUCCAAAGGCGCAAACAUGUUCAGAGGGAGCGCCUCGGGCCAGACCCCGCUCAUGAGCGCCGUCUCCGUCAACAACAGCCUCGACCAUAGCUGCUUCCCAGAAACGCUCGAGAUCCUCGCGCCGCUCAUCGAGCUCCGCGACACCCAGGGCCGCACCAUCCUGCACCACAUCGCCGUCACGUGCGCCAUCAAGGGCCGCGCCGCAUCCAGCAAGUACUACCUCGAAGCCCUGCUCGAGUACCUCGUGCGCAGCAACAUCGGCGCCCACCAGAUCCCCUCUUUCCUCGAGAACAGCAACUACCCAAAGCCAAUAGGGCUCAUGAGGUUCAUGCAAGAGAUGGUCAACGCCCGCGACAAGGCGGGCAACACGGCCCUGAACCUCGCCGCCCGGAUAGGAAACCGCAACAUCAUCUCGCAGCUCCUCGAGGUGCAGGCCGACCCCACCAUCCCCAACCACAAAGGCACGCGGCCGGUUGAUUUUGGCGUCGGCAGCGACCUGCACGGCGACGCCGCGGACACGGCGCUCUCUGCCGCCAGCCCGUCUAAAGGAAAGGUGCCGCUGAGCAAGGUGGAAGAAACAAGUCGGGAGAUCCAGCCUCUCAUGAACGGCAUCCUCCAGUCCGCCUCGAUGCAGUUCACGCAAGAAGCGCGCCUGAAGCAAGACCUGAUCGACCAGACAAACUCCACCAUCUCCACCCUCUCCUCGCUCCAGAAAUCAGAACAGUCGCGCCUCGAAACCCUGCGGUCACGUCUGCGACAGCGCCAGGACCGCGCAAAACGCAUCGCCAACCUCAAGCGCUGGCUCGAGCCGCAGCGGCACAUGCUCGCCGCGACCAACGCCGCCACAGACCUGACGCAACGGCGGGACGUUGGGUACGCCGACGCCGAGGGCGCAGGAGUCCUCGUGCAGGAAUCCGACCUCCCCGAAGAAGUCCGACGAGAAGGCGAGCACCUCAUCCGGCAAGCCUCUGGCGGGCCGUCGUACCUCAGCACGCCCCUCUCGCUGCCUCCCGCGGCCACGCUCUCACCCUCACUCACCUCCAUACCGACGGUUGCACUACGGCAGAGGGUCGAGGUUUACACGCAGGCCAACGCUUCUCUACUGCAACGCUCAAGACAGCUCAAGGACAAGGACGGGCAGCUCGAGGCCAUGUUCCGCCAGGUGGUGUGUCUGUGCACCAACGUCCAGGAGGAUCGGAUCGACGAGGUGCUGCCCUCGUUGGUCGCCGCAUUAGACAGCGAUCCACUAGACGGGGUGGAGGUCGGGCGGGUACGUGAGUUCCUUAGGAAAGUAGAAGGCGUAGAAGCCUAAAUAAACACUUAAUUAACAUCUGUUACUAUAACGCUUUAAAUGACUUAAAAUAAGAAUAGGUAGCUUAAGGUACUGCCCUUGUUAGUUACUAUAUUAGACAGUAAUCUACUAGAUAGGGUAGA
This is a messenger RNA of Ascochyta rabiei, 3314 nucleotides long. RefSeq names its product transcriptional regulator swi6. Gene Ontology annotation, molecular function: protein binding; transcription coactivator activity; DNA binding. The coding region runs from base 1 to 3192 and encodes 1063 amino acids. Lineage: Eukaryota; Fungi; Ascomycota; Dothideomycetes; Pleosporales; Didymellaceae. The record is from RefSeq and is a predicted model, not a curated record. The transcript is spliced from 2 exons. Gene Ontology annotation, cellular component: SBF transcription complex; MBF transcription complex.